CGUACUGCUAAUUUUACACACGAGUACUUCCUGGUGUAAAGGAAGACAGUCUAAAACUAACAACUAAAUGUAGAAUUAUUCAACAAAUGGAAUACCUUUAUACUCAAAAUUUGUUUACAAAACGAUGAUUAUGAGAUGCUAUCAUUGAUGAUUCACCAACAGCAUCAAAAUGUUUAAAAAGGAGAAUUUACGUAAGAAUCUGCUAAGAGUCAAACAAAAUAUUGACCAGAAUUUAGGAAGAGCUGAAAAAUCUGAAGUUUUGUCCGAAGACCAGCAAGAGAAUGAAAAAAGAGUCGAACUGGUCAAGCAUGCUUUUCAGAAUGUCACAAAGAAAGCUGCUGCGACUUUACAAUCAAAUGGGACAGACUUUGAUAAACGACUGAAAAAACUUCCAGAAUCAGGUCUGAGUGCUGCUCUCCUAGACUCUGCCCAAACUCUAGGUACAGAAACUUUAUUGAGUACAGUGUGUAAGCUGUGUGGAGAAUGUCAGUCAAAUCUAGCCACAGAACAAGUCAACUAUGAGAUUAGAGUAGAAACUGAAUUUAUUAAUCCAUUACAAACAAUAUGUGAUGUUGAUAUCCCGAGCAUAAUUAAAUUAAGGAAAGCACUGAAUAAGUCAACUUUAGACAUGGACUCAGCCAAGUCAAGGUUUUCUCAGGCAGUUCGCCAGUCUCAAGUCCCAGGUGCCAAUAUGACAACAGCUGCUGCCAAAGCUGAAACCAUAAAAGAAGAGUAUGAGGAAGCCACAUUGAAAGUGGAAACUAUCAAAGAUAACUUGUCCAUAGAACUGUGCAAUUUUGCAGCUAAAGAAAGUGACCAAAGUCAAAAAAUGUUGCUACUUUUGGAAGCUCAGGCAGAUUAUCACAGAAAAGCACUUCAGGCAAUAGAGCAGUUUAUUCCCUUGGUUAAAGUAAAAAUAGAUAAUGCUCCUUGUAAACCUGUGUAUGGAAUGCCUCUGGAAGAACAUCUGCGUCUAAUGAAGCGAGAUAUUUCACUUGUGAUAGAGGCUUGUGUUACUGUAUUAUUAGAAUGUGGCUUGGAGGAAGAGGGACUUUUUCGUAUAGCUGGAGCAGCCAUAAAACUAAAAAAAUUAAAGGCAUGUUUUGAUGCUCAGUCAUUAGACAUGGAAGAAUUUAGUAAUGACCCUCACACAGUAGCAGGUGCCUUGAAACAAUAUUUGAGGGAACUACCUGAACCACUCUUGACAUUUGCCAUGCAUGAUGAGUUCUUAAAAGCUGCUACGCUGCCACUUGACCAAAGGUUGCAAACAUUAUGGACAUUAAUUCAAAAGUUACCAGUGGCUAAUUUUAAUAAUUUUCGAUAUUUAGUGAAGUUCUUGGCCAAAUUAGCUGAGAAAAGUGAUAUUAACAAGAUGAAGCCUAGCAACAUUGCUAUAGUGAUAGGACCAAAUCUCUUAUGGUCAGAGACUAGUAAUGCGCCAAAUAUGUUGACUACUGGUACCCUAAGUGCAAUAAUUGAAGCUAUAGUAACUCACGCAGAUUGGUUCUUUCCAGGAGCUUUUGAUUUUCACUUGACUGCAUUGGGAAGUUCCCCUAAACCCAGCACAGAGCCUGGGCUACUAAGUGACAGUGCCCAAUUUGUAAAUAAUAAAACUAUUGACGCGCCUGCCAAGCAAGAUUUAGACAAAAAGGACAAUACAGCAGAAAAACCUCUUUGCAGUAAGACCAGAACGCUGCCCCUGGAGCAAGGCUUUAUUGUGAGCUCCUCUGAUACCUACCCUUUGAGAUUUCCAGAAAAAUGUGAUGAGGAAGAAAGCAGUUCAGAUGAGAGCAACCCUUUCUCUGAGAAAUUUGCCUUGAAGUCAAAGACAGGGGAGAGUGUGUCUGAGAAAGGAGGUAUGGGCAAAGAAAGUGAUGUUCAGCGUGUAGACCUAGGUGAUAGAAAAUGUGAUAUUUCUGGUAGUACUAACACUGGCGACUACGACAAUAUAUUGUACACAAUCAACCCUCUGAACCCCUCUGCUAGAUGUAGCAGCAUGAACCCUACAGACAGGCGAGCCAGUGCUGAUAAUGUUUCAGCUUAUGGAAAAUGCCUCCCCGCUCCUGUCCCUCCUUGUAGACCCUCCCGCCCAACCAAAAAACCUUUGCCACCAGAAAAGACUAGUUGCAUGCCCUCUGGCCCUAGAGCAGAUGUUAGUCGCUCUGUAGAUACUCUGCCUGAUGUUGCUCAGCCUAGCAGUAGAUAUAUGAUUGGUUCUACACCCAACAUAACAGCGUUGCCCUAUCACAGGAAUGAGGAAGAGACUUAUAGUGGUCUGCAAAGCCAAUUUUGGAACAGGCCUAAUCAAAAAUCAAACUUCAAUUCUCUUAAGAGAGGCUCUGAUCCAUGUAUUAUACCUCCACCUUCCCAGUUUAACAAUUACUCAACUCAUCGCCCCCUCAAACUAUCGAGAGCCCAUUUAGGCACACCUCCAAAGCCUGGCGAAAUGUCAAGGUCUCAGCCAGCUUCACAUGCGGAAAAUUCAAGGGCACCAUAUUCUCCCCCACAAGAAAUGUCACAGUCACAGCCAGCUCCCUAUGUUGAAAAGUCCCCUUAUUCUCCACCACAUGAAAUGUCACUGUCACAACCAAGCCCCAGUCUAAAGAGCCCAGCUAACCAUUACAAUCCUGUAGAUAAAAGUUUUCAUCAGGACACAUACAACACUGCCUUUGCUUUGAGUUCAUUAGGAGCUGGAAACAAGUCAGCAGACUAUCUCACACGUGUGCGGGCCAUGUGGGAUGACCGCCGCAGCAAGGCACAAAACCUCAGAAAUGCAAGUCAUGGCAAAAGAGAGGAGUUGAUAAGCUCAUCUCUAGAGUUUACCCCUAAGCAACAUCCCGCCACAAGCUAUAACAACACCAACCUGGUGGGCAGCUAUCAAAAGAAUAUUUUUUCUUCCCCAUCAACCACUAAUAGUGGCGGCUCAGUUCCAUAUGGACGGUCUACUUCCUGUUCUCCCAGUCAACCACCAGAAUUUGAUUUUACAACUGUGGGCUAUCAUGAUGACCAAGAGACAUAUAAUCAGUCUCAAACUGGGACACAACAAGGCAGUAUGGAGUCAUUACAAAUUCAGGUUACUUCUGCUCAGUCGAUCAAUCAGCAACCACCAAGUCCUGGAGUAACAGUAACAAAUACAUCAUCACAAACAACUGUAAUCAACACUCAACAAGAAAGUCCUGAAGCAGUCAGCUCAAUACAAAGACGUGCAACUCGUAAACCUGCCCCUCCCCCACCUCCAGAGAAGCCCUUCACUGUGAUGGUGACAGCAACAACAGCAUUAAAACCAGGCUCUGACAUGGGAUUUGGGGAGCCUGAGGGAAAUGGUAGCAAUGCUCAAUUUCAAACUUGGCCUAGAUCUGCACCACUUGCCUCUCCUGAAUCUCCAUCGGAGCAGCACAAAUUGUCAGGUGGACAUGAGAAGAGAUCUUCUGGUGAAAGGCCCACCAUGCCACCCCCAGAUCGCCCAGAACGUCCUCGUCUUCCUCAAACUCUGAACCCUCCCUUAGGGCGAGGCCACCAAAGAUCAGCAUCAACUGGAGCUGUGAUGAACCAGACAGCCAGCAGUUUUGAACCCCACGUGGGGGUGCCCAAUGCAGGUAGUCUGACAUCUUCAAGCAUUCUUGAAGGUGACAAGGAUAUUGACACAAUAAACACAGGUGUUGGGUCAGAGACUGCUUCUUACUCUCAAGGAUCAGUUGCCCAAGGGAUGUCCCAUACUCUAGGAAGGCAUUCUAGUAUGAAGCCUAGGCCCACUCCCCCUCCCCCACCACCCCCUGUAGCUAAAGAAUCUGAAGAUACCAAAUUGUGAUAACUGUAAAAAAAACAAAACAAAUAUUGUGAUGUCAUUUUGUGUUCCUGUUUAUUGUUAAUAUUUCCCUCUGUCUGCUUACAAAUCUUUGAAGUUCUUCCUCUUUUGCUGCGGUUUCUGUUUCUUAAGUGGCGUUCUUUCUUUAUAUCUACAAUUUUGUAAGUAGAAAUGCUUUUUUUUUCUCUGCUGCAUAUUUUAAAAUACUUACGACAGAAAUUGUUUCACACUAUCAAUUUAAAGAAAAAAGAAAUUUGUGUUUUUUAAGUACCACUAGUGUUCAGCCUUUAAUAUCAGUUCAUAAAAGUGUAGUAUACACAGCCCAAAGAGAGCGCUCCAUCAAAUGUCUGAACAGUGCAUAACAUAACAACACUGUUUAUCCUUAGAAUUUUUUUUGGUUCAUAUUUUUUAAAAAGUUCCUAAACUUGAAUUCUCUACUGCUGUGACAUUUACUUUAUCUUAAUGCUUUAUUGUCUCUACUGCUGUGACAAUGCUUUUUUUUCAGUCUUGGGCAAUUGACUUGUUGAGUUUUAAAAAAAAACAAAAAACCUGCAUUCACAUUUACCAUUAAAACUAGAGCAUGGAAACAUUCACAUUUACCAUUAAAACUAGAGCAUGGAAAUGAACAACAAAAGCUCAUUAUUUCAUUCCCAUCAAUAGUUCUCAUUUAUAAAUAACAAACAAACUAGAUUUAUACAUACGUCUUGCAUGUCCUUUUAUUAAUUUUAUUCUUUUAUUUUGACAUAUUUUGGUUUGAUUUCUAAAGGUACCUGUGAUGGGACCAAAUAGAACUAUUUCUAGACAUAAUUACUCAUGAAUAUCACUCAAUAUUUCCAUGUUAUACACUCUAGUCCCCAGUAUGUAUGUCCAAAGAAAUGGUAUUUUUAAUAAUUUAUUGAAUUUCUUGUUUCUGUUUUUGUAGAGGAAAAGUGUUAGUAAGUACAAAGUAAUCUAGCCACAAAGUUUCUUUGCUUUUGUCUGUUUUCAAAAUAGUUUCUGGAACAACUCUUGUAUUAGCUGAUUGAUUAGUACAUUUUGACAGCUCCUCUUCAUAUUUCUUUUUUUUUUGGCUUUUAUUUUUAUGUGUGUUUUGUCUUUCACCUGUAAUUAAUCAAAUUAUUAUUUUUUUUCCUUUGAUCUAGAUAGCAGUUUCUGAGUAAUAAAACUUAUCACUGCUCACAAUGACUCAUGUAAUAUUAGGUGUGAUUAAUUUUUCUUCAAUUUAAACCUGUAUUAAUUCAAGAUCUCUCUAUAUUUACCCAGAGCAGCAAAAAGCUUUUUGUUUGUAUCAUUAUUUAAACACAAAAAUAUAAUGUUAAUGAAAUGUAACAUUUUUUUCUGUUAACCAUUAUAUAUUGCUUAAUUUACACACCAAUCCAAACCUAGCCUCAACUAUGUCAAUUUAAAGCUCUUUCUUCUUCCCUUUUUGCACUGGCUUUAAAUGUGACCAAACUUCUUGGAAAUUAAUGUUUGUCUUAGUUUCUUAGAUUUGUAAAAAAAUAUUUUUUUUAUAUGAAGCUUUAAUUAUUUGAAUAAAAUUUGUAUCACAGAUAAAUCUCCAAACACCCAAUACAAAAAAAAAGUUGCCGUUAAAAAAAAAAGAUAUUUGUAGUGAGUCCUUAUGUUUGAUAGGCAUGCUGAAGCCAAUAGUGCAUCGCUAGAAUUGAGCUGAUUUUUUCUGUUACAUUACAAGUCUUUUUAUAUUUACUAAAAAAGAUGUAAUGUAGGAUACUGUAUUUUUAUACACUUUACACAAAAAUCUUUAUGAAAAUUAAAAUAAACAUUGUUCUAAGGGAAUGAAAACUAAUAUUUACAGCCUAGACUUGAUAAAAACUUAUCUUUAAGUCUAGAAUUGAUAAAAACUUAUCUUUAAGCCUAGACUUGAUAAAAACUUAUCUUUAAGUCUAGACUUGAUAAAAACUUAUCUUUAAGUCUAGACUUGAUAAAAACUAAUCUUUAAGUCUAGACUUGAUAAAAACUUAUCUUUAAGUCUAGACUUGAUAAAAACUUAUCUUUAAGUCUAGACUUGAUAAAAACUUAUCUUUAAGCCUAGACUUGAUAAAAACUUAUCUUUAAGCCUAGACUUGAUAAAAACUUAUCUUUAAGUCUAGACUUGAUAAAAACUUAUCUUUAAGUCUAGACUUGAUCUUGUUCCAUUGUUAUAAAGUAAGAACAUGAAUAAAAUUGAUAUUAAAUAACUUUGACACGUCUUUCCCUUUUUGUGAGCUUCCAGUAACACUAAUGCACAACUCAUGUCAACUAGUUCAACUAUUUCAGAAUCUUUGUUAAGAUGAUUUUUUUUCAUAAGACUUGAGUCAUAAGACUUUUUUUUUAACCCUACUAACAAUGGGAAACAAAGUAAGCUCUGUAGCUGCAUGGUGUUUGCAUGAUUUUUACUCAGCUUUUUUAAUAGCAAAAUAGGAAUUGAUACUUUCUUUUCAUUCAUUUUAGAGAAAAAGAAAAUCACAAUACAAUUAUUGAUCCUUUUACCUGAAAACUUCAUUUCUAGUAUUAAAAGCAUCCAGUUAUGUAUUAUGCUUCACUAAUUGACUACAAAUGUUUUUUAAAUUACUGUACUUUUUAAUUUUUAUGCGAGUAUAAUUGUAGCCAUUCUUUAGAUUAAGCAAUUAAAGAUUUUUUUGUGUGUCUAUUCUAAUCUACUGUAUUUGUCAUUCUAUCUACACUGCUGAAACUCAUUGCCCUUAGUUGAUAUUAAAUAGUCUAUCAGAAAAUUGUUUGCACUGUGACUGUUCAUAAUUUUCUCCUCUCAUUUUUCUAGAGUUAGACCUGGACAACUUUCAGGCCACAGCCUUGUGAUGAACUCUUUGGUGCUGGAACUUUUGAAACAGUUGUUUAGAAAAUCUAUUUAAAAAAAAAAAGGUUAUCUGGGAGACUAAUACUUUGUUUCAAGCAUUAGUUCAAAUAAUAAAAUGUGUUGCACACUUUUUUUUUUUUUUAUGUGUUGAAUGUUGUAAAUAAACUCUUGCAUGCACUCUUCAUGAAAUGUAAACUUUUUCUUUCUUUGAUGCAGUGCAGGUAGGCUAGUUGAUCUCUGUAUUAGUUUCUUAUAACUUACAUACCCUUCUUCAAAAGAAAUAAUUGCUUAAAGAAACAAGUAAUUGCACAUUUUUCCAUUGUAAUAGAAAGGAAUGUAAACACUUCCGUUAUUUAGAUAUCUUAUCUUAUAAAUUAUAACUUUCCUUCGAAGAAGAUAAUUCCAAAAUACAAAAGGACUGCCCUGAAGAUUUGACAAACGAAGUGAAAUCAUUUCUAAUCACUGCUUAGCUAAAAUAAUGCAAUGUUUUCUUUAGCUUGUUUACAUUGUCAUGUACUCAUGAAUUGGAAGUGUGUGUAAGGUUAGAACCUUAAAUACUAAGCUGUUUAACAAAGUAAUUGUAACUCACCUCUUAUUCUCUGCAGUUACACACGUUUUCUGUUACCAUUUUCUGUUUGGUAACCAGAUACUUCAGUCCAACAAAUGUGUAGAAGUGCUUUAAUAAACCAUAAACCUCUCUAUUUAUAAACCAUUCCAACAUUAUCAGCCUUCCUGUACCAGAUAUUUAUUACCUAGUUUAGCAAUUAAAACACUAAAUAUACACAAACUUUGUAAUGUAGAAAUUCUUCACAAUAACAAAACAGUUCGUCAUAUUCCUGUAGUAUCUGUCUGCUGCGAGUAGUAAGUCUUAUGAUUACCUUCUCUCAGCUGAAACAGUUGGUAUGAAAUAGUAGUAACCUUGGGUCAAUGGUUAUGAAUUGUUAAAAUCAUUGUUUGAAGAUCUUAAACAUUGUUAUGGUUAUAAACAAAACAUUUAAUUAUAAAAGUAGUUUAAAUAAAUUGUUCAAUAGAAAUUGAAUCGUUAAUAUUAAAGUUUUGAUCAUGGAAAUUACUAUUUGGAAUAAACAUUUUCUUUGCGUUUACUUAACUGUAUAGCAGCAGUGUUUUAUGUGGACUAAAUUUGCUAAUCUGGACUAGUAUUAUUUUACCAAGUGAACCUAAAUUAUAAACUAGUUUGUUUCAAGUAUUAUCAUAAACAAACAUUUUUACUGAAACUAAAUGAUUAUAGCUUCAUCUUACUUGUACUUUAUAGCUAGAAAAAGGAAACACACACAUAAACUGAUUGGUUUGAGGAUUCAAUGGCGCUGAGUUCAAGUUCUAGUUGAGAUAGGAAUCUUUUGAAAACAUACAAAGGGGCUAGCCAUUGUCUUAAUCACAUGACUACGUCCAAUUUCAGCCACAAAUAUUAAAAACAUUGUAAAAAAAAACUUUUUUUCUAACAUGUCCCUCUACUUGGUUAUAGGUCAGACUCCCAUUCAUUGUAAUCUUUACAUAAAUCUGUGCUCUGUUCAAUGUUUCUUCCAUUUCAUUCAACGCUGAGCUUACUGCAUUUAUUCUAUGACAAAAAGUGAUGAUUUUGUUAAGUGCUUACAGAUGUGAUCACACUGGCCGUAUAAUUACUUGGAUCUAACAAUUUUAUAUGAAAACAAUAUUACUAGAUAUUAUAACAAAUGUUUAUAUCAAGUAAAGAAUUUAACAUUCACCUGAACAGUAAGUUAAUAUUUUUCUUUCAUGUGGAUGCUUUGUAAAUGUAGAUAUGAAUAAACUCUUAUUACUGAAGCUCUAAA
Biomphalaria glabrata is the source of this 8428-nucleotide messenger RNA. Its product is annotated as rho GTPase-activating protein 44-like. Gene Ontology annotation, cellular component: cytoplasm; intracellular anatomical structure. The transcript has 19 exons. The coding region runs from base 170 to 3808 and encodes 1212 amino acids. Gene Ontology annotation, molecular function: protein binding; GTPase activator activity. The record is from RefSeq and is a predicted model, not a curated record. Gene Ontology annotation, biological process: regulation of actin cytoskeleton organization; regulation of Rac protein signal transduction; signal transduction. NCBI's taxonomy places the organism in Eukaryota, Metazoa, Mollusca, Gastropoda, Planorbidae.